Molecule: messenger RNA, 867 nt
Organism: Eimeria tenella
Lineage: Eukaryota; Apicomplexa; Conoidasida; Eucoccidiorida; Eimeriidae
Exons: 2
Coding region: 1-867 (288 amino acids)
Source: RefSeq, a predicted model, not a curated record
AUGCAGCAGCAGCAGCAGCAGAAGCAGCAAAAGCAGCAGCAGCAGCAGCAUACCUACGUGGAGCAUCCGCUGCAGCAGCAGCAUGGCUAUGUGGAGCAGCCACUGCAGCAGCAGCACUGCUACGUGGAGCAGCCACUUCAGCAGCAGCAUUGCUACGUGGAGCAACCACUGCAGCAGCAGCAUUACUACAUGGAGAAGCCGCUGCGGCAGCAGCAGCAUUCCUACGUGGAGCAACCACUGCAGCAGCAGCAUUACUACAUGGAGAAGCCGCUGCGGAAGCAGCAGCACUGCUACGUGGAGCAGCCGCGGCAGCAGCAGCAGCACUGCUAUGUGGAGCAGCCGCUGCAGCAGCAGCAGCACUGCUACGUGGAGCAGCCGCUGCAGCAGCAGCAGCACUGCUACGCGGAGCAGCCGCUGCAGCAGCAGCAGCACUGCUACGCGGAGCACCCGCUGCAGCAGCAGCCCCCUGCUGCGCAGCAUCACUGCCCGCCGCAGCAGCCGUCCCAUUUGCUGCAGCAGCAGCCACCGGCGUUUCUUGCGCCUCAGGACGAGCUGCAGCAGCAGCAAGCGCAUCUCCAGGCGCUGCAUCAGCCCACCAGCCGCAGCAGCAGCAGCUGGUGCUGCUGCACGGCGACGGCGACGCAGCUUCCUGCUGGCCCUUGGCCGUGGGGGCGGCGCCCGGCGCACCGCUGGGGGCGCUGCUGGGCCCCGCACACCCCGCAGCAGCAGCAGCAGCAGCAGCAGCAGCGCCGCUGCAGCGCAGCCCCCCCUGCGCCGUGGCCGAGGCCCUCGCACUCACCGGCAAAGCCCUCAAAGCUGCUGGGGCCCGCCUGGCCUCGGGGCUGGGCUCAGUGCUGCGGGAAGUGA